AUGGCCCGGGACCAGCUAGAGGUGCUGAAUGCACUGGACGUGGCCAAGACCCAGCUGUACCACUUCACGGCCAUCGUGAUUGCCGGCAUGGGCUUCUUCACCGACGCUUACGACCUCUUCAGCAUCUCCCUCGUCUCCAGGCUCCUCGGCCGCAUCUACUACACCAAGCACGGUGCCCCCAAACCCGGCACCCUCCCCCCUGCCGUCUCGUCCUCCGUCACUGGCGUCGCCCUCGUCGGCACUCUCGCUGGCCAGCUCUUCUUCGGUUGUGAUAUUGUGUAUAUUUGUGUAUUUACUGUAUUAGCCUUAGGUUGGCUCGGUGACAAGAUGGGCCGCAAGCGCGUCUACGGCAUCACCCUAAUCCUCAUGGUCGUCUCCUCGGUGGCCUCCGGCCUCUCGUUCGGCUCUUCCCCAAGGUCCGUCAUGGCCACCCUCUGCUUCUUCCGCUUCUGGCUCGGCUUCGGCAUCGGUGGCGACUACCCCCUCUCCGCCACCAUCAUGUCUGAGUACGCCAACAAGAAGACGCGCGGAGCCUUCAUAGCUGCCGUCUUCGCCAUGCAGGGCUUCGGCAUCCUCUUCAGCGGCGUCCUCUCUCUGAUAGUGGCUGCCGCCUUCAACUCCCAAUUCCCGGCCCCUGCCUACGAGGACGACGCCCCCGCGUCCCUUGUCCCCGAGGCCGACUAUGUCUGGCGGAUCAUUCUCAUGUUCGGGGCGCUCCCCGCGGCCCUGACCUUCUACUGGCGCAUGAAGAUGCCCGAGACCGCGCGCUACACGGCGCUGGUCGCCAGGGACGCGAAGCAGGCGGCCCGGGACAUGUCCAAGGUGCUCAACGUCGAGCUCGAGGCCGAGGUUGAUCACGAAAUCACCAACAACAACAACUUCGGGCUCUUCUCCCGGGAGUUUGUCAGGCGACACGGGCUCCACCUGUUCGGGACAACGUCCACGUGGUUCCUUCUAGACAUCGCUUUCUACAGCCAGAAUCUUUUCCAGAAGGACGUGCUUACGGGUGUCGGCUGGAUUCCGCCGGCCAAGACGAUGAACGCGGUGCACGAGGUGUAUCGGGUGGCGCGGGCACAGACACUGAUCGCGCUCUGCGGGACUGUGCCGGGCUAUUGGUUCACAGUGGCGUUUAUCGAUAAAAUAGGGCGAUUCGCGAUUCAGCUGAUGGGGUUCUUCUUCAUGACGGUGUUCAUGUUCGCGAUAGCAGUACCUUACAACCACUGGAGGGAGAAGUCGCACAUCGGGUUUGUGGUCAUGUACGGGCUCACGUUCUUCUUUGCCAACUUUGGGCCGAACGCGACUACGUUCGUGGUGCCCGCGGAGAUCUUUCCGGCCCGGUUGAGGUCGACUUGCCACGGGAUAUCGGCAGCUGCCGGGAAGGCCGGAGCAAUUGUGGGGGCUUAUGGGUUUCUUUACGCGGCACAGAAUACGGAUAAGACGAAGACGGACGCGGGUUAUCCGCCGGGUAUAGGGAUCAAGAACUCGUUAAUAGUGUUGGGGGUUAUAAAUGCGAUCGGGAUGCUUUGCACGUUUGCGGUGCCGGAGGCCAAGGGUAAGUCGCUGGAGGAGGCGUCGCAGGAGAACGUGGAAGAGAGCAAUGUGGUUGAAGAGGCUUGAUAAAUUUGUCAAGCUCUCGUUCACUAGCUAUACUUGUGUGAGCUUAUUUGUUUCUUUGUUAUAUUAUAGUUGUUUGUGAUUUUGUUGGUCAAUGAACAUGUUGAUAAGUACUCUGAAAUUUCUAAUUCCAGGACUGGUAAUUGCAAAUACAGUGUUGUUUGUAUUUUAUUUGAUUUAACUCACAGGUCACUAAGUUUUUGUUAAUUAAUGCAGUUGUUGAAGUUUUUGUUAAUUAAUGUAUUUGUUGUUAUAUAUGUAGUUUGUGUGGUUUGUGAAUAUGAA
This is a messenger RNA of Striga asiatica, 1899 nucleotides long. The record is from the annotation of a GenBank genome assembly. Lineage: Eukaryota; Viridiplantae; Streptophyta; Magnoliopsida; Lamiales; Orobanchaceae.